AUGGAGUCGGUAAAACAAAGGAUUUUGACCCCUGGCAAGGAAGGAUUGAAGAAUUUUGCUGGAAAAUCUCUUGGUCAACUUUACAGAGUCUUAGAGAAGAGGCAGAAGCCCGGAGAUACCAUCGAGCUGACGGAAGAUGGGAAGCCCAUGGAAGUGCCCGAGAAGAAAGCCCCGUUGUGCGACUGUACCUGCUUCGGGCUGCCCCGGAGAUACAUCAUUGCCAUCAUGAGCGGACUGGGAUUCUGCAUUUCCUUCGGGAUCCGAUGUAACUUGGGAGUGGCCAUUGUGGAUAUGGUCAAUAACAGCACCAUACACCGAGGAGGAAAAGUUAUUAAAGAGAAAGCGAAGUUUAAUUGGGAUCCUGAAACAGUUGGCAUGAUCCACGGCUCUUUUUUCUGGGGGUACAUAAUCACCCAAAUCCCCGGCGGCUACAUCUCGUCCCGGCUGGCAGCUAACAGAGUGUUUGGUGCUGCUAUACUGCUGACAUCCUCCCUCAACAUGUUAAUACCGUCUGCAGCCAGGGUGCACUAUGGGUGUGUCAUCUUUGUUAGGAUCUUGCAGGGCCUCGUAGAGGGGGUCACCUACCCUGCCUGCCACGGCAUUUGGAGCAAGUGGGCCCCCCCAUUAGAAAGAAGUAGGUUAGCAACCACUUCCUUUUGUGGUUCCUAUGCAGGAGCUGUUAUUGCAAUGCCUUUAGCUGGAAUUCUAGUGCAAUACACUGGGUGGUCGUCUGUGUUCUAUGUGUAUGGGAGCUUUGGCAUAGUCUGGUACAUGUUUUGGCUUUUGGUUUCAUAUGAGAGUCCUGCAAAGCAUCCUACAAUCACGGAUGAAGAAAGGAGAUACAUAGAAGAAAGCAUUGGAGAGAGUGCCAACCUCCUAGGUGCAAUGGAAAAAUACAAAACUCCAUGGAGAAAAUUUUUUACAUCUAUGCCAGUCUAUGCAAUAAUUGUUGCAAACUUCUGCAGAAGCUGGACUUUUUACUUGCUGCUUAUCAGUCAGCCUGCUUACUUUGAGGAAGUGUUUGGAUUUGAAAUAAGCAAGGUGGGUAUCUUAUCUGCUGUGCCACAUUUAGUGAUGACAAUUAUUGUUCCUAUUGGGGGACAAAUUGCAGACUUCUUAAGAAGCAAGCAGAUUCUUUCAACCACUACUGUAAGGAAGAUAAUGAACUGUGGAGGUUUUGGUAUGGAAGCAACUCUUCUUCUUGUGGUGGGAUAUUCUCACAGUAAAGGAGUGGCUAUUUCAUUCUUAGUGCUUGCUGUAGGCUUUAGUGGAUUUGCCAUAUCUGGAUUCAAUGUCAACCACUUAGACAUUGCCCCAAGGUAUGCCAGCAUCUUAAUGGGGAUUUCUAAUGGAGUUGGGACCUUGUCUGGAAUGGUUUGCCCUAUAAUUGUUGGAGCAAUGACAAAGAACAAGACACGUGAAGAGUGGCAGUAUGUCUUCCUCAUUGCUGCUUUAGUUCAUUAUGGAGGUGUUAUCUUCUAUGGCAUAUUUGCUUCAGGAGAGAAACAACCCUGGGCAGACCCUGAACAGACAAGUGAAGAGAAAUGUGGCUUUAUUCAUGAAGAUGAACUUGCUGAAGAGACAGGGGACAUUACUCAGAAUUAUGUAAAUUAUGGUACCACCAAGUCUUACGGUGCUACAACCCAGGUCAAUGGUGGCUGGCCUAAUGGUUGGGAGAAAAAAGAGGAAUUUGUACAAGAGGAAGUACAAGACUCAUACAACUACAAGGAAGGAGAUUAUUCAUAA
Messenger RNA from Indicator indicator, 1746 nucleotides. RefSeq names its product solute carrier family 17 member 6 (gene SLC17A6). Gene Ontology annotation, biological process: synaptic transmission, glutamatergic; neurotransmitter loading into synaptic vesicle; transmembrane transport. Bases 1 to 1746 code for a protein of 581 amino acids. The transcript has 12 exons. The record is from RefSeq and is a predicted model, not a curated record. Gene Ontology annotation, molecular function: neurotransmitter transmembrane transporter activity; L-glutamate transmembrane transporter activity. NCBI's taxonomy places the organism in Eukaryota, Metazoa, Chordata, Aves, Piciformes, Indicatoridae. Gene Ontology annotation, cellular component: synaptic vesicle membrane; excitatory synapse.